AUGCAUAACCCCACGCCAUCACCGUCCAACCCAGUUAAGAGUGGCAAGGAUCGUAACACGAGUUCGAAAAACGAGCGUCAAGCUAAUUCACCUAGUAGUGCUUUCAGAACUAAUGUUAGAAAUACCCCAAAGAAAAUAACUUUUUCUUGUUGUUUUUGUCAAGGCGAACGCAGCGGUAAGGUCUGCACGAAAUACAAUACUUUAGAGACUAGAAGAGCUUGUAUCAAUGAAUUACAACUAUGCUUUGGUUGUUUACAAAAGGGUCAUCGUUUAUUUGAAUGUAACAGUAAGAGUAAGGCAUAUUGUUUUAACUGUAAUGGUAAACAUCAUACAUUCUUAUGUGCUAGACUAUUACCUAAUUCUACAAGCGUCAAUGUAAAUUCGUCUCAGCAACCUUCUAGCACCAAAUCAGGUCGUCAUAGAGUUGAUAAUAAGCCUAUAGAAACCGCUCAAUCGCAGCCUUGUUUCAGUACUAGUCAGAAAUCUGCAGCCACGAGUAAUCAGAGUAAUUCUCAGAAUAAUGGUAACAGUAAUCAAGUAGCUGUGAAAAAUAUCGCAUCUCUUCGACCGACAGCGUUACCGACAGCCACCCUUCUAUUGAGUAAUGAUGGGAAUCGGAUCCCGGUUCGAGCAUUUUUAGACAGCGGAUCUCAAAGAACGUUCAUUAACCCAGAUGUUGUUGAGAAAUUGAACAUAGUGCCCAUAAAACAAGUGGAACUGAAAUUAAUUCCGUUUGGAGAUAAUGUUGAAACUAAAAUGUUUGAUGUAGUAAGAGUAAUGGUUCGAGCAGGUACUAAACGUAUCAAAUUAAAUGCUGUUGUUUGUAAUCAUGUUAACACUUCCAUACACACACCUGGUCUACACAACGUGUAUCUGCGAUUGCAAGAACGAGGUGUUAAACUGGCAGAUAAGAAUAUUGAAUCAGAUACCCUCAGUGAUAUAGGUUUGAUUAUUGGUGCUGAUUAUUAUAAUGCAUUUGUGUAUUGUCACGAUAAAUAUGAUGAUGUAUGUUUGCUUGGUAGCACCGCCGGUGCUGUUAUUUUUGGUCCUAUACCCAAUUGGGCUUGUAAUGUUAUCAGUGAUGAUGAAAAUGUAAGAUCUGUAAUAAGUACACAGAGUAUAGUUUGCUCGAGAGUCACUGCUUCUGUAAAUCCUCUUGACGGUGAGGAUAUUUCUAGACUGUGGUCAUUAGAUACGAUCGGCAUCGGGAAGGAUGCGCGAUCCUAUAACGAUCAAGCAGCGAUUGAACAUUUCAAUGAGACUAUUGUAAAGACUGAUAACAAAUAUACGAUUGAUUUGCCAUUUAAGAGCGAUGCCAGACCCCUACGGGUUAUAAAAAAGCCUUAG
Messenger RNA from Macrobrachium nipponense, 1347 nucleotides. RefSeq lists its product as uncharacterized. Gene Ontology annotation, molecular function: nucleic acid binding; zinc ion binding. Lineage: Eukaryota; Metazoa; Arthropoda; Malacostraca; Decapoda; Palaemonidae. The transcript has a single exon. Bases 1 to 1347 code for a protein of 448 amino acids. The record is from RefSeq and is a predicted model, not a curated record.